Messenger RNA from Nerophis ophidion (straightnose pipefish), 1910 nucleotides. It is a transcript of the gene spry1, whose product is annotated as sprouty homolog 1, antagonist of FGF signaling (Drosophila). The record is from RefSeq and is a predicted model, not a curated record. Bases 476 to 1420 code for a protein of 314 amino acids. NCBI's taxonomy places the organism in Eukaryota, Metazoa, Chordata, Actinopteri, Syngnathiformes, Syngnathidae. The transcript is spliced from 2 exons. Gene Ontology annotation, cellular component: cytosol; membrane. Gene Ontology annotation, biological process: multicellular organism development; negative regulation of fibroblast growth factor receptor signaling pathway; negative regulation of MAP kinase activity.
CCUCCGCGAGGGGGGGCGUGGCCUGGGCUGGCCACCAGGGCCCCGCCCCCAGCCAUCAUUCAUUCCGCCGAGCAGCAGCAGAACCUCCGUCACAUUCUCGCCUCGGCGCUUCCUCCACCCGGGACUCUUGCACGCCUUUUCCCGGCGGCCUUACCCUCUCCACCCGGGACUCUUACACGCCUUUUCCCGGCGGGCUUACCCUCUCCACCCGGGACUCUUCUUGCACGGCGCGCCUUCCCACGCUGGAAAGGAAGAAAAAGGAAGAGGUGUUCUGUUCGCGCAGAACUUGGCUGGGGAUUUACUGUCUUGCGUCCUGAAGAAAAGAAGUUUGGAUUAACUGCACGACUUGGAAGGAUUUUGUCCACUUUGGAUCUUAGCGACUGCCUGCUUGAUGGAUCGGAGCCUGCGGACUACUUUGAGGUCCUCCGAUGCACGCCAAGUCCACGGUGGAUGUGGGCAGUGGUGAUCCCCCCAGAUGGAGCUCCAAAGUCAACAUGGCCCCGGCGGUUCCUUAGCGCUGAUCCGCCAGCCUUCCCAGAGGUCGGAUUACGAGCGGGACUUCCAGCAUGCCGCCAUCCUCUCCCUGGACCAGAUCAAGGCCAUCCGCUCCAGCAACGAGUACACGGAGGGGCCCUCGGCUGGGGCGCGGCGGCCCCCAGCCCCCCGCAUGCCGCCCCGGCCCCGGGACAAGCAGGAGAGGACUCACGAGGUCAUCCUGGUCAAUGUGAACAACAACUAUGAGCGCCGGGGGUCCGGACACCACCACCACCACCACCUCCACCACGGUGGUCCCCGGGUGCCGGGGCUGAGUCGCUCCACCAGCACGGGGAGCGCCGCCAGCUCCGGGAGCAACAGCAGCGCCUCCUCCGAGCAGGGACUCCUGGCUCGCUCGCCCCCGGCCAGGCCCGUGCGGACCCAACCCAAGCCGGGCGCCCUUUUCCCCCCACCCCCGCUUAAACCGGACCCCGCCAAGGCGGCCUGGGCGCCCGCCGCCGGGCACCAGUUCAUCUGCGAGCGCUGCGGCAAGUGCAAAUGCGGCGAGUGCACGGCGCCCCGCGCCCUGCCGGCGUGUUUGGCGUGCGGCGGCCAGUGCCUGUGCUCGGCGGAGAGCGCCCUGGAGCACGGCACCUGCAUGUGCUUGGUGAAGGGCGCCUUCUACCACUGCUCCAACGACGACGAGGGCGACUCCUGCGCCGACCACCCCUGCUCGCCGUCGCACUCGCACUGCUGCCCGCGCUUCCUGUGCAUGGGGCUGAUGUCGCUGCUCUUCCCCUGCCUGCUGUGCUACCCGCCCGUCAAGGGCUGCCUGCGGGCGUGCCAGAGCUGCUACGACCGCGCCAAGCGCCCCGGCUGCCGCUGCAAGAACUCCAACACCGUGUACUGCAAGCUGGAGGGCUGGGCGCCCCGCAAGCCCUCCUGAUCGCCGCGGGAACAUGUUUACGGAACAUUCCAAGGAGCAACCACUCGAGUCUUCUCUCCUGGAUCCGGGUUUCACACGCCAGUGUUUGCCUUAAGCCCCGCCCCCCUCUCACCUGUGAAGGACCAUCUUGUCGGCCGUGAUGUAGCUAACAGCAGGUCUUCUUUUAUGCUGACGUUGCAUUAUUGCAAUAUUCCCUUGUCUACAUUUUAAGCUGAAACAAAAAAAAAAACCAUCAGAGGAAAUAAUUCUGGCUAUUUUUCUCUCUCUCUCUCUCUCCAAAUGUUGUUGUUGUUGUUGUACAAAAUAUUUAUUAUGUGAAGCUCUAUUAUUUUAUGAUAUUUAUUGCAAGAGACAGUCUUAAAUGUUACUCCAUGUCUGAAUUAUAACAAGAACUAUCGAAUACUUAGUGAACCAGGGCGGCACAAAAGUAAAAAAAAAAAGUAUGUUAACUUUAACGCAGAAAAAUAUAUGAAUGGAAAAAAACAAAGGA